Molecule: messenger RNA, 486 nt
Organism: Rotaria sp. Silwood1
Lineage: Eukaryota; Metazoa; Rotifera; Eurotatoria; Philodinida; Philodinidae
Source: the annotation of a GenBank genome assembly
AUGUUUACUGCAAAAAAACUACUUUGGGUGCUAAAAGAAUAUGGACAGUCUUGGGAUGGCGCUUAUUUUCGUGACACUGUCCUUCGACAACAGGUGAUCCCAUUUCUUCGUGAUUCGUCCAAUGUUCUCGAUACGAACGAAGUGAUAUUUCUUCACGACAAGGCACCUUGUAUGAAAGCGAAUGCAACACAACAUCUUUUAGAAGAUGAGAAUGUGAAUUUCUGGGGAAAUUCAAUUUGGCCAGGCAAUAGUCCUGACAUGAAUCCUGCAGAAAAUAUUGGUGCAAUUAUUAAAGAUAAAGUUGAGGAACUAAUGGCAAAUGAAGAUCGUCGUAGCAGAUACAAUUACGAUGCACUGAAAACGAAUUUGGAGAAUACGCUCAAAGAUCUUGAAAAUGAUACAGAUCUUUUUAUUGACUUGUUAUGCUCGAUGCGAAAAAGAUUUGAUGCUCUCAAGGCUGCUGAUGGGGGUCAUACGAAGUUCUGA